Molecule: messenger RNA, 426 nt
Organism: Cryptomeria japonica (Japanese cedar)
Lineage: Eukaryota; Viridiplantae; Streptophyta; Pinopsida; Cupressales; Cupressaceae
Exons: 1
Coding region: 1-426 (141 amino acids)
Molecular function (GO): nucleic acid binding
Source: RefSeq, a predicted model, not a curated record
AUGGAACACUUCCACAACAAGUUUGAAACAAGUCAUGGAGGUGGUCUAGCAACUGCACACCAGAUUGCAAGAGCAAGAUAUUAUUGGCUAGCAUUGUUUAAAGAUGCAUAUGAACAUGUGAAGGCAUGCCAUACAUGUCAGGCGGCUGUUAUUCAUGAAAAGAAACAUGCUAUGCCACUUCAACCUGGCAUUGAAGUGAGGUUGCUUUCUCAAUGGGGACUGGAUUUCAUAGGGAUGAUCAAUCCACCUUCUUAUACUCAACAUAAAUACAUCCUUACUGCCAUUGAUUACUGCACGAUAUGGUCGGAAGUCCAAGCUUUGAAACUGUGCACAACAGAUGUAGUAAUCAAGUUUCUGGAAGAGAAUAUCAUUAAAAGGUUACGCGUGCGACAAUGGCCCUGCAUUCUCAUUUAUGAAAUUUUCUAA